AUGCAAUCUCAGAAUACUCUCAAACUCAAAUGCAUUGAGUAUUUGACAGAUCAAAAUCUCAAUGAUGAAAUAAAAGCACUCGUAAGAACUUUAGCACUCUAUUUCUAUAUUAGGGCACAUGAUGGCAGCAUUGCACUCAAUUUAAAUUUGUUUAUAGAUAAAAAGUAUUUACUUACUUAGUGCACCACCUGGAUAAGCUUUCCAUUUGCUCCGCUGCCAACCUAAUCACUUUCUUUAUGGCAUUUGCAGCUCAAUUACCCAGCUCAUCUCUAUAUGUACCUAAAAUCUCUUUCCUUGUGUGGGCUGAUCAGAAUAAGCCUUAAGCCUUCAAAUCAUCCAAGAGUCAUGCUAAGGAUAUCAAAAAUGCUUCGAAAAAUUUUCAUCUAGAAAAUGUUCACUACCAAAAAUACACAGCCAUUUGGCAUUAAGCCGAUAAAUGUGCUCAUGUAAACAAAUUUCACAUAAUCGUCGGUUUAUUGUGAUUUAAUUAAAAAGUAUAAGUGAAAAUUGUGCAAGAUUAUUCAAAAUAAUAGAAAAUUAGAAUCAUUUUUGAGAAAUCUUUAUCACACAAGCAUUUGUAAGAAAGUUUUCAAAAACAUAAUAAUUGAGGAAGACGAAAGUGCUUUCGAAGCCAAACUUACAGAACUCUUUAAUUAUGUAAUAGAGAAGUCAUAUUAUGUUCACCUUCCAAGAGGUUUGUAUGGGCUCACAGCAAUUGACCACAGAAUAUAUAUAUCAAGCGAAUACACUCCAGAAAAAGAAGAAGAUGAAGAAGAAGAAGAAGAAGAAGUUGAAGAAGAUGAAGAAGAAGAAGAGAAAGAAGAUGAGCUUUGAUUUGACGCUACUCUGAUAAUACUUUUGCACGAAAUUGCGCACCUUCUUCUAGAUUUUGGAAGCAGCAAAACUCUUAUAUCUAAUUGCAAUGAAUAAAAAAAAUUUAUGCUUUUUUAGCCGCUAUCCACACAAGCAAAAUGGCAAUGUCACCGACCUGUCCUUUCCCGGGCCUGUAGAGGAUUUGAGACCUUGCUGCGGUCUGAAGCCAAACAAAGCAUAGAAAUGGAGUCUUUAGGUACUGGGUAUUUGUGUUCUGGAUUUAUUUUGCCUCUAUCAUCUGGAAAUGAAGUCUUUUUGUUUACUGAUGGACACUUGGGAAAAAGGCUAGAUCCACUGGCGCUGAUGGCAAAGGCAUAGUUAGUACCGAUGUUAGGGAGAUUUUCUCUAGCUGCUACUCUAGUAGCUCAAGCAGCAGCCGUUAAAUCUCAAACUUGCACACUCCAAGGUUUUGAGACAGCAUUAGAGCCAGGCCGAAAACUGUUGGAGAGCUGUCUCUGGUGAAAAUGCUGACAUAUCCAGGGAGCCUCGCAGCUGAGCGAGUAUUCUAUGAGGGUUAUCUUAGCUGAGACGCAAAAGGAGAAAGAGCCCUGAUCUAUAACUAAUUAUAAUUAAUGCUUAUGACUAGCCGCUAUCUUAUUUUAUAUGAAAAUAGGAUAGCAGUUACCAUAUAAAUGCUUCUAUUCUUUAUAAUUAAAUAUACUUUAUAA
Blepharisma stoltei is the source of this 1541-nucleotide messenger RNA. The record is from the annotation of a GenBank genome assembly. NCBI's taxonomy places the organism in Eukaryota, Ciliophora, Heterotrichea, Heterotrichida, Blepharismidae.